This is a messenger RNA of Cuculus canorus (common cuckoo), 1869 nucleotides long. RefSeq names its product armadillo repeat containing 1 (gene ARMC1). The record is from RefSeq and is a predicted model, not a curated record. Lineage: Eukaryota; Metazoa; Chordata; Aves; Cuculiformes; Cuculidae. Gene Ontology annotation, molecular function: metal ion binding; protein binding. Bases 169 to 1026 code for a protein of 285 amino acids. The transcript has 7 exons.
GCCGUCGGGCUCGCGCCAAUCGCAGCGCGGUGUGGCCGCGGAGUGCUGGGGUCAGAGCAGGCCCCACUGCCGGCCUACUCCCUCCUUCCCUCACUCCCUCCCCGGGCCAUGGCGGCGCGGGGCUGAGACGUCCGGCUCUCUGCGUCUCGUGCGACGCAGGUUUUUUGUAUGCAUGGUGCAGAAAAAAUGAAUUCUACUAUGAGCGAGGAGCCUGAUGCACUCUCUGUAGUUAACCAACUUCGAGAUCUAGCAGCUGAUCCAUUGAACAGACGGGCCAUUGUUCAGGAUCAAGGAUGCCUGCCAGGUCUUAUUUUGUUUUUGGACCAUCCUAACCCUCCAGUUGUUCAUUCAGCUUUACUAGCUCUCCGCUAUUUGGCAGAGUGCCGUGCCAACAGAGAAAAGAUGAAGAGUGAAUUGGGUAUGAUGCUCAGCUUACAGAAUGUAAUACAAAAGACCACUACGCCAGGAGAGACUAAACUUUUAGCCUCUGAAGUCUAUGAUCUCCUUCAGUCUUCCAACAUGUCAGACAUGGACAAUGUGAAUGAGAUGAAUUAUCGUCGACGGAAAGCACAGUUUUUCCUUGGCAGCACAAAUAAGCGUGCCAAAACAGUGGUUUUGCAUAUAGAUGGCCUUGAUGAUUCGUCUCGAAGGAAUCUUUGUGAAGAAGCAUUGUUGAAAAUUAAAGGUGUUAUUAGUUUUACCUUUCAAAUGGCUGUUCAAAGGUGUGUGGUCCGAAUUCGCUCAGACUUAAAAGCAGAGGCAUUGGCAACGGCAAUAGCAUCAACAAAAGUUAUGAAGGCACAGCAAGUCGUAAAGAGUGAAAGUGGUGAGGAGAUGCUCGUUCCGUUCCAAGAUACUCCAGUGGAAGUAGAGCAGAAUACAGAUCUACCUGAAUAUUUACCAGAAGAUGAAAGCCCUACUAAGGAACAGGACAAAGCAGUGUCUCGUGUUGGGUCACACCCAGAAGGUGCAGCAAGUUGGCUCAGCACGGCAGCAAACUUUCUAUCAAGAUCUUUCUACUGGUGACUUGUAUUUGGUGUUAAAAGACUGUGAAUGAACCAACAGGGGGGCCAGUUUUCCAUUGGUGUGGUGAACUGCCAAGUGCAAUUUGCAAUAAAUCAUCACAAAAAUUUUAGAUUAAGCAAAUGUAUGCUGCAUUUUACAUUUUAUUGGACGUUUAGCAUGAUAGGGCAGGAGUCAAAGGGCGGAGGUCUCCAGUAAAAUUGUUUUUUCAUUUGUUUUUCAUGUAGAUUUUAUUGCUUCACUUUUUAAAAAUGGGUCCACUGUUAAAUACCAAAUGUAUAUGCAUAUAGAGCUUUAAGUUUGACUUCACGUGGAACACAUGAUAGGGAGAAUCCAUUUAACUUAAGUCUCAGGGCCUCCGUGAAAGAAAAUUCUUAAUAGCUCUUGCUGUGCAUUAAAUAAAAUGCCCUUUUUAUUUCCUCAUCCCUUUGGACUAGUGUUAUUUUGUUUAAUUUUCUAGAUCUUGACUCCAGAGAAAAUUAUAGCCUGCCUUUUUUUGCCCUUAUUUUUGCCAACCGUGUUCACAGUGUGAGCAUGACAUUUCCCUUUUACUGGUAAACUAGAAUCACUACAGACUUGAAAUUUAUAACCCUCUUAUGUAUACUGAAUUUUUUUUCCAGCCUGCCCUUAACCAUUGGAGUGCUUGGGAGUAAGAAAUAAGGGAUUGAAUAAACACAAAUAUGUAUACAUUGUACAGUAAAAUAAACUAGUACAUAUUUGUAAUGAUGGGUGUGACUGACUGAUAUAUAUAACUACUAAAUACCACUGACUGCUGUUUAGGCUAGCCGGGAAGACUAUGGCAAAGAAGCUGUGGUCUAGUAUAGUGAUGGCCCAUUGCGGCUCUGU